ACAGGCGCCCGGAGCAGCAGGGCCAGAGAGGUUCUCAUUGGUGCCACCUGCCGAGACAGAGGGGCGUGCCUGGCCAUUCGGGGCUCCUCCCAUCGGCACUGUGACCACAAUGCGGGGCGGGGGUUGGGGGGCACUGAAGGCCACGGCCGUGAAGCACCAAGGCUGGGCGUGGGGCAGCCGAACGGCCAGAGGAGCGGCCUCCGCGAUGGAGAAGUUCAAGGCUGCGAUGCUGCUGGGGGCCGUGGGGGACGCGCUCGGACACAGAAGUGCCCACAAGGACAGCAGCGCCUCCAGAAAGAAGGUCCGGGAGGGGCUGCAGACAAGCGGGAGCCUGGACCAGCGGCCACUCUCCCCGGAGACGUGGCCGGUGAGUGACAACACCAUCAUGCACCUGACGACAGCCGGGGCCUUGACCACAGACUACUGGUGCCUGGACGACCUGUACCGGGAGAUGGUGAGGCGCUACGUGGAGGUCCUCGAGAAGCUUCCAGAACACUGGGCGGACCCGGCCACCCUGGAAGGCUGCUCGCAGCUGAAGCCAGAUAACUACCUCCUCGCCUGGCACACGCCUUUCAACGAGAAAGGGUCAGGGUUCGGGGCCGCCACCAAAGCCAUGUGCGUCGGCAUGCGGUACUGGAAGCCAGAGCGCCUGGAGACACUGGUGGAAGUGAGCGUCGAGUGCGGCAGAAUGACACACAACCACCCCACAGGCUUCCUCGGGUCCCUGUGCACGGCCCUGUUUGCAUCGUACGCUGCCCAGGGCAAGCCGCUGGAGCAGUGGGGCAGGGACAUGGUGCGGACAGUCCCGCUGGCCGAGGAGUACUGUAAAAAGACCAUCCGGCACCUGGCAGAGUACCAGGAGCACUGGUUUUACUUUGAAGCUAAGUGGCAGUUUUACUUGGAGGAGAGAAAGAUCAGCGACGACUCGGGGAGCAAAGCCGUCUUCCCUGACCGCUAUGACGCAGAGGAGAGAGACAAGGCUUACCGGAAAUGGAGCUCAGAAGGCCGAGGGGGCCGGCGGGGCCACGAUGCCCCCAUGAUUGCCUACGAUGCUCUCCUCGGAGCCGGGAACAGCUGGACGGAGCUCUGCCACCGGGCCAUGUGUCACGGAGGCGAGAGCGGGGCCACGGGGACCAUUGCGGGCUGCCUGUUCGGGCUGCUGCAUGGCCUGGACGGGGUUCCCGCGGGCCUGUACGAGGACCUGGAGCACAGGGAGGAGCUGGCGCGCCUGGGCGAGGCCCUGUACCGCCUGUCCACGGAGGAGAAGUAAAGCCUCCCGCCGCCCUCGGGGCCCACGGCCCUCCUGGUGUGCGCCACGCCUCCCCGGCCAGAAUCACAUCUAACCCUCCCCUCCCCAGUGUCAGAACCCCACCUGCCGUCCCACGAGGAUGUUUGUCCUGCCCUCGCGCGGCCCCGGGACAUCACUGGCCCCACGCCAGAGGCCCCAAGCCUCCCAGCGCGGCAGCACAAACAGCCUCGGGGACAGUCGGAGUGUCUCACUGGGUGCACCACUAACGCUGCUCGCUCCCCGGUGCCGACCACACUAACCAGGACGGCUGCGCGCGGACCAAGCGCACGUCCCCGCCGGCUCCUGGCCUCGGCGCGGCAGCCGGAAGCACGCGCUUCACCUCCGCCGGCAUUUUUAAUCACACUAGAUCUUAGAUCUUAAAAAACCAACCCCUUUGGAACGAGUGCCUGAGAAAACCGGGAAAUAAAGGGUCCUCGUGCGUCCCUG
Molecule: messenger RNA, 1735 nt
Organism: Mustela erminea (ermine)
Lineage: Eukaryota; Metazoa; Chordata; Mammalia; Carnivora; Mustelidae
Gene: ADPRHL1
Product: ADP-ribosylhydrolase like 1
Exons: 7
Coding region: 110-1270 (386 amino acids)
Biological process (GO): protein de-ADP-ribosylation
Molecular function (GO): magnesium ion binding; ADP-ribosylarginine-[protein] hydrolase activity
Source: RefSeq, a predicted model, not a curated record